Messenger RNA from Dipodomys ordii (Ord's kangaroo rat), 1418 nucleotides. RefSeq names its product carboxylesterase 1D-like. The transcript has 11 exons. Gene Ontology annotation, biological process: lipid catabolic process. The record is from RefSeq and is a predicted model, not a curated record. Gene Ontology annotation, molecular function: carboxylic ester hydrolase activity. Lineage: Eukaryota; Metazoa; Chordata; Mammalia; Rodentia; Heteromyidae. Gene Ontology annotation, cellular component: endoplasmic reticulum; lipid droplet. The coding region runs from base 1 to 1239 and encodes 412 amino acids.
AUGUCAAAGAAACAAGAGUCUGAAAUUACUACUUUGGGACUCAACGCUGUGUCCUACCCCACCUCAUUCUCUUCCAGCACAGGGGACGAACACAGCCGUGGGAACUGGGGUCACUUGGACCAGGUGGCCGCACUGCGCUGGGUCCAGGACAACAUCGCCAACUUUGGAGGGAACCCAGGCUCUGUGACCAUCUUUGGAGAGUCAGCGGGAGGUGAAAGUGUGUCUGUGCUUGUGCUAUCUCCCUUGGCCAAGAACCUCUUCCACAGGGCCAUUGCUGAGAGUGGUGUGGCUCUCAUGUCUGCUCUGGUGAAGACCAAGAACAUCAGGUCUAUAGCUGAGAAAGUUGCGAUCACGGCUGGGUGCAAAACCACCACAUCCGCCACCAUGGUUCACUGCCUGCGCCAGAAGACAGAGGAGGAGCUCUUGGAGGUCACACUGAAACUGAACCUGGCUAAGCUUGAUUUUGUUGGAGAUCCCAGAGAGAGCAUUCCCUUCCUGCCCACUGUGGUUGAUGGAGUGCUGUUGCCCAAGUCACCUGAAGCGAUUCUGGCUGAGAAGAGUUUCAACACUGUUCCCUACAUCGUGGGAAUCAACAAGCAAGAAUUUGGCUGGACCAUUCCAAUGUUUUGGGGCUAUCCACUGGAAGGUGAAAUGGACAAGAAGAAGGCCUCAUCACUGCUGUGGACAUCUUACCCAAUGCUGGACCUUUCUGAAGAGCUGAUUUCAGCAUCCAUUGAGAAAUAUUUUGGAGGAACAGACGACCCUGUCAAAAUGAAAGACCUGCUACUUGACUUAAUAGCAGAUGUGAUGUUUGGAGUUCCAGGUGUGAUGGUAUCCCGGAGCCACAGAGAUGCUGGAGCCCCCACCUACAUGUAUGAGUUUCAGUAUCGCCCGAGCUUCUCAUCUGACCUGAAACCCAAGACGGUGGUAGGAGACCAUGGGGAAGAGGUCUUCUUCGUGUUUGGGGCCCCAUUUUUUAAAGAGGGUGCCUCAGAAGAGGAGAUCAAUCUCAGCAAGAUGGUGAUGAAGUUCUGGGCCAACUUUGCUCGGACUGGGAAUCCCAAUGGGGAGGGGCUGCCCCGCUGGCCAGAGUACGAUCAGAAGGAAGGUUACCUGAAGAUUGGCGUUCCCACCCAGGCAGCCCGGGGGCUGAAAGACAAGGAAGUGGCUUUCUGGACCCAGCUCAGAACCCAGGAGGCAGCAAAGAGGCCACCCCAUGGAGAACACACUGAGCUGUGAACAGGAGGCCCAGUCAGCAUGAGCAGACGGGGACAGCCAACACAGGCACCUUUGGCCGAAGGGGUUUUCAAGCCAAAGAGGCAGAUGCCUCUGUGGAGGCUGGACAAUUGUGUGGUGAGAGUGGGCAGAGGCCAGGGAAGCAGAAUAUUUGUACCUGUGACCUUAGUUGUUUAAAUAAA